AUGUCUGCUCCAAAAAACCAAGUCGAACAACGCGAUCUUUCUGAUGCAGAGAGUGAUCGACACUUUCAACGAGAAUGGCGUGACGAGAAAUGGCAAAGCCGACGACUAAGUCAAGCUGCUGAGGAUCGAGCUCAUGUCGAGCAGACUCUUACUCCUGGUCAAGCCAUCAAAGCAUAUCCCAUGGCUAUCUUCUGGUGUCUCGCUGUCAGCAUGUGUGUCAUUAUGGAAGGUUACGACACGAUUCUCAUCGGAAACUUUUUCGCCUUUCCAUCGUUCCAACGUCAAUAUGGUGAGUUUGUUGGAAUUACAGAUCAGACAAGGUCCGGCUAUCAACUCACACCUGCUUGGAUGGCCGGACUCGGCAAUGCUUCUGGUAUUGGUGCCUUCUUCGGCACCCUUCUUUGUGGUUAUCUUGUCGCUCUUUUUGGACAAAAGCGAGUUAUUCUUGGAAGUUUGAUCAUGCUCUCCUGCACCAUCUUCCUCACCUUCUUCGCGUCCAACAUCAAGAUCCUCAUCGUUGGCCAAAUCCUGUGCGGUUUACCAUGGGGCGCCCUGGCCACAAUCGCUCCCGGCUAUGCUUCAGAAUGUCUCCCAAUGGCACUCCGUGUGUAUUUCACAAGCUGGACAAACAUGUGCUUCAUUAUCGGCCAACUCAUCGCUGCUGGAGUUUUGAGAGCAUGCUUGGAACGUGACGAUCAAUGGGGUUUCCGCAUCCCCUUCGCCAUCCAAUGGGUCUGGCCAGCCUUCUUGAUCCCAUUGCUAUCUUUCGCCCCCGAGUCUCCAUGGCAUCUUGUCAGACACCACCGCCUCGAGGAAGCCGAGAAGUCGCUACGUCGCCUUCAACGUGCAUCGGCAAACAUUGACGUCAAGGAGACUCUCGCUUCCAUCGUAUAUACGAACAAUCUUGAGGAGGAGCUUUCCGUUGGAACCAGCUACUUCGAUUGUUUCUCCGGAUUCGAACGUCGCCGAACCGAGAUUGCCUGCAUUUGCUUCGCGGGACAAGUCCUUUCUGGUUCCUCAUUCGCAUACAACGCAUCUUAUUUCUUCGAACAAGUCGGCCUCGCCACAGAAACCACCUACUCGCUCAAUCUCGGUGGCACAGGAUUGGCACUUUUCGGGACCCUUGUAAACUGGUUCUGCCUGAUGCCCUAUUUCGGCCGCCGCACCAUCUACGUGGUCGGUAUGUUCGCCAUGGCCAUGACCCUGUAUCUGAUCGGCGUGCUUAACGUCUGGACCGGACAACAGCCAGUCGCCAUGACACAAGCCAUCCUGACCCUUGUUUGGACAUUCCUCUUCCAACUCAGCGCCGGGCAGCUCGGGUGGGCUCUCCCAGCCGAAGUCGGGUCGACGCGCCUGCGCCAAAAGACCAUCUGCCUCGCGCGCAACGCAUACUACAUUGUCAGCGUGAUCGCGGGCGUGCUCCAACCGUACUUCAUGAACCCUAAGGCGUGGAACCUGCGCGGCUACGCCGGCUUCGUGUGGGGCUCGACCGCACUCCUCACAUUCAUCUGGGCGUACUUCCGGCUCCCGGAGACCAAGAACCGCACGUUCGAGCAGCUCGACAUCCUGUUUGCGAAGCGCGUCCCCGCCAGACAAUUCGCGACCACCGACGUCAAUGCCUUCGACGAGACCACCACCACGGAUCUAGCGACCCGAUAUAGCGUCACCGCGAUGGACCAGCGCCGCCCCAGUCUGGUGCCAAGCGUGACGCGUGCGAUCGCCGCGAAGACCGGUCGUGACGCCGCUUAUAGUAGCCAGCGCAACAGUGUGGAGAUCGGAGCGCCCGGCAGCAGGCGUCCAAGCAUCGCUGCCGAUGUGACUAGGUAUUUGGAGCAGGGAAAAGCAUAG
Exophiala bonariae is the source of this 1848-nucleotide messenger RNA. RefSeq lists its product as uncharacterized. Gene Ontology annotation, molecular function: carbohydrate:proton symporter activity. Gene Ontology annotation, biological process: carbohydrate transport; transmembrane transport. The record is from RefSeq and is a predicted model, not a curated record. Gene Ontology annotation, cellular component: membrane. Lineage: Eukaryota; Fungi; Ascomycota; Eurotiomycetes; Chaetothyriales; Herpotrichiellaceae. Bases 1 to 1848 code for a protein of 615 amino acids. The transcript has 4 exons.